Molecule: messenger RNA, 6542 nt
Organism: Oxyura jamaicensis (ruddy duck)
Lineage: Eukaryota; Metazoa; Chordata; Aves; Anseriformes; Anatidae
Gene: PIGO
Product: phosphatidylinositol glycan anchor biosynthesis class O
Exons: 11
Coding region: 129-3395 (1088 amino acids)
Biological process (GO): GPI anchor biosynthetic process
Cellular component (GO): endoplasmic reticulum membrane
Molecular function (GO): mannose-ethanolamine phosphotransferase activity
Source: RefSeq, a predicted model, not a curated record
GGAUUCCGCUCUGGGGAACGGCUCCCGGCCGCCGGGGGCCGCUGUCGCCUCCGCCUCGCCUCGCCUCCCCUCGCCUCGCCGCCGGGCGCUUCCGAGGGCGGCGGAGGCCGGGCCGCGGCGGCCGCAGGAUGCAGCGGUGGCCAGUGCUGCUCUUCCUGGCCUGGGUCUGCUUUCUCUUUUUUGCUGGUAUCGGGCUCUUCAUGAGCGGUUUCCUGCUCACCCGGAUCGAGCUCGCCAACAGCAGUUCCUGCUCAGACCCGCUCGUGCCACCGCCGUGGGACAAGCAGAGCCUCCCGCCAGGCUCCUGCUGGCUGCCCCGACGCUUUCCCAAGGCCGUGCUGGUCAUCAUCGAUGCCCUCCGCUUCGAGUUCGCCAGGUUUAACCUGGCCAAGGUCAGCCCGCUGCCCUACGAGAACAAGCUGAGUUUCCUGCACCACCUGGCCAGCUCCCAGCCCCGCCAUGCCCGCCUCUACCGCUUCCGAGCUGAUCCCCCCACCGCCACCAUGCAGCGCAUCAAGGGGCUCACCACCGGCUCGCUGCCCACAUUCAUCGACGUGGGCAGCAACUUUGCCACCUACGCGAUCCAGGAGGACAACCUGCUGGCACAGCUGGGGCAGAACGGAAGAAGAGUGGUCUUCAUGGGUGAUGACACUUGGGAAGGACUCUUCCCAAAUAAGUUUUUCCGCUCGUAUUUCUUCCCUUCUUUCAACGUGAAGGAUCUUCACACUGUGGACAACGGGAUCCUGCAGCAUCUCUAUCCCACCGUGGACAGCGGUGAGUGGGACUUGCUGAUUGCGCACUUCCUCGGUGUGGACCACUGCGGGCACAAACACGGACCUGACCACCCUGAAAUGGCUAAGAAGCUCACCCAGAUGAACGAGAUGCUCAGGUCCUUGGUGGAACACCUGGGGAACGACACCCUUCUUCUGGUGGCUGGGGACCAUGGCAUGACAGAGACUGGAGACCACGGUGGUGACAGCGAGAAGGAAGUGAAUGCAGCACUGUUUGUGUACAGCAAAACGCCCCUGUUUGGCACUGACCCUCCUGAGGAGCCCGAGGCCGUUCCCCAGGUGAACCUGGUGCCCACUGUGGCCCUGCUGCUGGGGGUGCCCAUCCCCUACGGCAACAUUGGGGAGGUGAUGGCUGAGCUGUUCUCCGGGGACGGCGAUGCUGUGUCUGCAGCCUUGCAGCAGCUCUCGGUCUAUCACAUCAACGCCAAGCAGGUGGAUCGGUUCCUGCGCUCCUACUCGCUGGUGGCUCAGGACCUGCCAGCAGAGCAGCUCCAGCGCCUGCAGGAGCUCUUCUCCAGCGCUGUGGAGGAGCACACUCAGCUCUUGGCCCAGGUGCAGGGGGCAAUGCUGCCGCCUCCGGAGAUGGAGUCCAGGCUCAGGAGCCUCAUCAGUCGCUUCCAGCUCUAUCUGCGGGAGGCACGGGCUGUGUGCACCCGGUCCUGGGCCCGCUUCCAUCCCCUGCGUAUGGUGGGGGGCUGUGCCCUCAUUGCUGCUUCCUGCUUGCUCUGCUACGUGGCCUCAGAGCUGGCCGCCGUGUCAGACUCUUUCUAUCGCAGCUGCCUUCUUUACCCACUGCUUUGGGGGCUGGUGGUGGCUGCUCUGCUUGGUCUGGCCUGCACAUUCACCCAGGAGGGGCUGGAUCUCCUCCUGCUGUCAUCUUGUGCGGCCGCAGCUUCUCAGCUGGGCUUUUUCUGGCACUGGUGGGGCCGGCAUCCCAAACGAGUCCGUUUGGUGGGCAACCAGCCACCCUUGGCCAGCGUUGGCCCGAGACAGAGGCUGCGAGCGUGGCUGGUGCUGGCCUUCCCCAUGGGCAUUCUCCUUUUCCGCUGUGGAGCUAUGUUUUCCGAUAGCUUUGUGGUGGCUGAGGCCCAGGUGGCCCCAUUCCUGCUGGCCUCACUGGUGACGUUGCUGGUGGGGAAGCUCCACUGGGACGGUCGCUUGACUGUGCCAGAAGGCCCCAAGCAGCAGCUCCUUGGCUUUUCCUCUUACCGGAAGGAGAGCUGGUACCUGCUGUGCCUGGUGGCCGUGCUUCUGGUCUGCGUGCGCCUCUCCGGUUUCUUCCACCAGUGCCGAGAAGAAAUCCCUCAGUGCCGGCCCUCUGUUUUCCUUGCACCUCUUGCCAGCCUGAGAAACACACGGGCCAAGAACCUCUUCUACCUCCUGUGCGUGGCCUUGCUGGCCGGGAUGGUGUAUGCAGUGCGGAGCUGGCUGCGACACUACGGCAACCUGAACAGCUCAGACCCCCUCGUGCUCUUUGUGCGCUGGGGUUUCCCACUGGUGGUCCUCUGCAUUGCCUGCUACUGGGCCGUUGCCUCCAGCGCCGAGGACUCUCUCGGCAAGCUGCAGGAGCUGGUGCAGGUGGCAGUCGUCGCCUUUCCCUGGGCCGUCUACGGGUUGACGUCCGUGGGGCUGCUGCUCCUGCUGUGCCAUCCCAUGACGGUGUUCGCAAAGGACACGCGGGAGUCGGCAGGAUCCAUCGUCACUCCCUACCAGGGGGUUCCCAGCUCCGAAGUGGACUUCCUCCACGUCAUACCUCAGAUCUACAGGAGGAUGCAGGAGUCUCAGAAGAAUCGCCUGGAGCGGGGCAGCUGCAGGGCCAUGGUCGCCGCGUAUGGGCUGGGCAGCGUGUACUCGGCGGCCCUCGUCAUAGCACUCACCCUGCUGGGCUUCCUCUUGAUGCUCCUGCACAGCGAGCGGCUGAGCCUCGCCUUCCUGCUCCUCUUCCUGGAGGCCUUUGUGCUGCUGCACAUCCACGCGCGUGCCAGAAGCCUUGCAGGAGACACUGAGUCUUUUUCAGUGCCCUGGUUUGCCGUCAUCUCCUGGCUCCUUGCUGCUUCCCAGUUCUUCUAUUCCACAGGCCACCAGCCCAUCUUCCCGGCCAUCCACUGGAAUGCAGCCUUUGUGGGCUUCCACCUCGACCACAGCACGAACCUCCUUCCUGCUGUCCUGGUGGGCGCCAACACGUUUGCCUCCCAUAUCCUCUUUGCAGUCGGCUGCCCUCUGCUCCUGCUUUGGCCCUUUGUGUGUGAGAUGCCCAGCUCACAGAAGAAGAAACCCAAAAAGGAGCCCCAGGAGGAACUGCCAGAGGUGGAGGAGCACAUGAUGGAGAUGAGGCUGCGAGAGUCCCCAGAGAAGUUCUCCGCUGCUUUGUUGCAACUGGGGCUGAAAUACCUCUUUGUCCUUGGGACACAGCUUCUGGCCUGUGUUUGUGCAGCUAUGAUCCUCAGGAGGCAUCUCAUGGUCUGGAAAGUCUUUGCCCCAAAGUUCCUCUUUGAGUCGCUGGGCUUCGUGGUGAGCAGCAUCUGCCUGCUGCUGGGGAUCUCCCUGGUGAUGCGUGUGGACUGUGCCGUCAGCACCUGGUUCAGCCAGCUUCAGCUCAGGUAGCGGUGGAGAUCUGGGGAUCCUGACCUGCUCGUCGGCCAAGGCUGUGGUCAUCUCCCUGCUUCCCUGGGGUUGGGGGGGAUACACCAGCCGCCAGCAACGAGUGCCUGCCGACAGCAGUCGGGGAUUAUCUCCAGCUCCCUGCCUCAGCGUUGCACAAAAGGACCGGUGCCAUCUGUUCCCCGCUUGCCGAGACGCUCUGUGGGGAGCAUGCUUCUCAGCGGCUGAGGCUGGAGCUCUUGCUGGGAGUUUGUUAGCAGCAGGAGGAAGCCGGGAAGCAAGAGUCCUGAAGUGCUCCUCUGGGGAAACACCGGCAGGAGGUCUUGCUACCACUUUCCUGACAACUGUCCCCACUGUGCAGCUGGCAGGCUGCAGGGGCCGGCAAGGUGCCUGGAAACGUCACCUUGCCUGAGCAGAGACACUGACUUACUGAAAGGGGAUUGCUGAGGAGGGGAGGGAAGGGGAAGGGAGGAGAGGGAAGGCUAUGACCCUGCCCUCUUUCUGGGUCAUGCAGCCUCUGCUUCUCUCCACGUGCUCAGUUUUCACGCUGGAAUCAAAGUGCACAUGAUUAUACAUGCAGAGGGUUCCUGGGGUCUCGGUGGCAGCUGCUCCACUGUCAAGCCAGUUUGGUCUGUAGUGAGGCCCGUCCCGCCCUAUACUCCUAUAUUCCUAGUCUUUCUCGACACUACUAAGGGCAGUGGGGAGCAGGCUUGGCUGUCUUGUACAGCCAGCAGCAGGCUUAGCUUGUUGGUAGCAGGGAGAACUGUGUCCGUGACUGAGAAACUCCACUGGUGGUCUUGGCCUGGAGGUGUCCACACAGACUGGGCUGUAGCAGCCAGGGCUCCCCAUCUCCUCCUGAGCACGUGCCACAGGAUGCUAGCAGUUUAUUGGGAAUGGUUGAGUUGCAUCCAGACAUAGUGACAGAGCUUUUGACUCACCUCUCUAUUGAGCCUUGUCAAGAGGAAGGGGGAGGCUGGUGAAGCUGUCCUAACUGCAGGAGCAGCCUUGGUGCGUGCUGGGAACAACUGCUUGAAAGCCCUGAGCGGGUGACAACUCCUCUGCAAGGUGGCCUAAGCAGCUGGUAUCUGCAUACGUGCUGAGGGAUGUUUAUGUCACCUUGAUGGGAUCCCACGCACUGCAGAGGAUGGCGCCUGUGAUCCAAUACUUGGUGCUAAUCUCCCUCUUAACCUUGCUUUUCUGCAUGGGGCUUUGUGCUGCAAGCGAGCUUUCUCCUACCUGCUCUUGACUGCUUUGGUUCAGGAGAUGUAUUUCUGUGUGGGCAGGUGUGGGAGACUGUGACCAUGGUGCCUGGCUGCAUUCCAGCUAAAUUCCCCCUGCACUGCUGAUCUGAUCUGGGAUUUCUUACUGCCCCGAACCACUGUGUGGCGUUACUUGGUGCUAUGAAACCUUUCAUCUCUUUUUCCUCUGGAAAGAGCUGGGGGCUGCUUCCCUGGGUUUCACGCUUUGAUUUUUGUUCUGGUCCCCGUUAGGUUUUUAACUCAUGCAUUAUAACUACCCCUGCUUGAGUUCCUCGCUGCAGGCUGCCUGUGUAACUCCCAGGCUCUUCUCCUCUGCCCUUGAGAGUCUCGGGAAAAGCGUCUGGCCGCUUCACUGAUCAUUUGAGUUCUUGCUAACAGCCCCAAGUGCCCAGCAGCUGUAGAAAAUACCCCUUGCGGACAGGUUUAGUUAUAUUUUGCCUGAGCAGAGUGGUUGAUGCUUGCUCAUGUGUUAGAGUGCAAUUCCAGAGAGGCUUACACUGCUCUGAUUUUGGCUUCUGUUGCCUUGCCACCUCCUGACCUGCCUGUGCUCUUCCACCUCAGCCUUGCAUCUCCCCUGCCCUGUGGGCCUGUCCUGCUUUAUUUCACCUGACAAAACCAGGGUCUGUGUUGUAGCUGGCACAGCUGCCUUGGCUGGCUCACUGCAACCUGGUUGCACACUGAGUGGUGCUGGUGCAAGGACAGGGGCAGCAGCAUGCAGCUGGGAAUGGUGGGGACAGGUACGGGGCAACCCACAAUUAGGCUUAAGCAGUUUCAUCCUUGAAAUAGUUUUGUGGCUGUGUACUGUGACUCCUUAGUGGCCAAAGGGUUCUCAGGUACCAUAGGGUUUGUGCUGAGGGGUGAGCGUGCAUUUGUGUGAAGAGAAGGGAAGGAAUGGAGGUAGGAGCUCCCCAGUUAAUUUUCAUUUAACAUUAGGUUAAUGUGUUGCUAACCCCCAAGGCUGAGGCCCCUGUAGGUCUUCUCUUAAACUGGUUAGGAGCUUGCUGCCCAAAUGUCUGUGUGCUGGCAGAGGUCCUUAUGGUCACUAAGGCUGUAACACUGGCCUGUGACAUCUCUGCUGCUGCCACCCAAGCCCCUGGCCUUUGUUCUCCCCCACCUCUUGGACUAGGUCCUCUUUGAACAGCUGCCUUCGUGCCGCCAAGCCUUCCCGUGCCUGUUGUUCAUGGUCAGAGCGCCCAGCAUCCUCUCCUCAGCCCACCGUCUCCCCAAGAUGUGGGCCUCUGUGGUCCUGCCGGGGCUGGAGGCUCGCAGCCCAGGGAGGCCGCGGCAGGGCAGAGGGAACAAAGCUGCAGCUCCCUAAAAACACGCACAUGUGUCUCGCCAGAGACCUACCAGAUGGCAUUGAGUCCCCACUGUGGAAUAUAAAUUCUGACUUUUAAAGUCAAAAUUUAGGCUUUUUUAGCCACUUCCUGUAUUAAUAGAUUUGAGCCUGUGACAAAAGCUGAAGCUCUGUUGGGGCGCUUCAGAAAAAUCAUUCUGCCUACUCAUGCCUCUCCUGAAAUACCAUAACCUCAUUCCCCGAGUCCUCUCACAGAGGUCUAAGGAUGCACUUCGGCUGGGUUUGCUACUUGUGGUAGUGAAACUGCAAGUACAUUGUUGUCACUGUGGACAGAGGACUGGCCACUCAUGCUGGCUGUUCUGCCAAGGGAGACUGGCUACUACACCAAAGAAUUUAGAGUCAAGAAAAGUUUUCCAAGGGCUGGAGCUCCUCUUUCUUUCACUGACAUGUUUAGUCUUUACCAGCCUUCCCCAAUGGCCCUCAAGCUGAUUGUUUGGCUGCUGUUCUUCUGAGUGCGUUCAGGAUGACAGAGUUAACAUUUGUCCAAGGCUUGAUGAUCUCGGAAUGACAACAUGCUGCUGGUGGUGGAACAGA